This is a messenger RNA of Symsagittifera roscoffensis, 2639 nucleotides long. RefSeq names its product transmembrane protein 214-B-like. The record is from RefSeq and is a predicted model, not a curated record. Gene Ontology annotation, cellular component: Golgi apparatus; endoplasmic reticulum. Bases 11 to 2029 code for a protein of 672 amino acids. The transcript is spliced from 3 exons. NCBI's taxonomy places the organism in Eukaryota, Metazoa, Xenacoelomorpha, Acoela, Convolutidae.
UUAGAUUAAAAUGGCCGAGAGUUCCGCCAACUGGCAAAAGUACGAAACGAAAUCUUCGAAAAAGAAGUCGGCGAAAUCGGUCAAUGUAAAUGGACAGGGUGAUUCGAAAGCAACUGCCAAGCAGAAUGGAAGCGUCAACUUCAACAACAACAUAGAUAGAAACUCGUCAAUUCCAUUGAGCAAUACGAUGUUUGAUGAUUUUAUAGAAGGUGGAGAUGGAGCAAAGAAAAGUGGCACCAAAAACGGCAAGGUCGGAGGUCGAGGCAGACAAGGGACUUCGUACAUUUCCGGAGAAGACUUAGUCAAAAAUGGUUCUGUCAAAUCUAAAUUUGGAGAGACGAUAAGUUUCUUUACAACAACCGCCUCUGAGACAGCUUCAAAGUGGGCUGGGACAAAGAAACCAGUCCCGAAGAAGUCAACUCCAGAGGUAAAAUCGCUAUCUUAUUCGAUUAACUUCUCAGCGCUGAAAGCGGAACCGAUCAAAGCCGAAAUCGAAAGUUUGGCAGAUGUAGAUCAAGUCAAGCGUUGUCUUUCUCUCGCAGUUUUCCUAAAUAUCCAGAGACCCCAUCAAGACAUAGCAGGGUGGGAAACAAAAUCUUUCGAGUCUAGUGAACCCCUGGCUAACUUACCUAAAAAUGUUGAAAAAGUGCUUCAGCAUUUCAUCCAAUCACUGCCUGACUCAGCAGUCGGCACGAGUUUUGAACUGGUUCUGGCAGAACUGGUUUCCAAGUCCCACACUCAGGCAACGACAUGGGGCUAUAAAGUAAUGUUACAGCUCCUCGGCAGAAUUUUCCCAGAAACAGCAGUACUGCAACAUCACAAGAGUUUAUCACGCCUGUUUGCCAACACAAUCGCCACCAAGAUCAACGUCGUCAUCUGGGCAUUAUCCCAGCCAAUCAUGACAGAUCCCGUAAUCGGUUUGAGGAUCUGGAGCAAAAUCUUGCUCCCCCACAUAUCAAACAAAAGUCUGGCUCCCGCGGUAUGCGUGUUGCUAGAUCGCCUAAUGUCAAUUGAUGAGCUGGUCCUGGGCAACCAGACACUGGCUCACGUAGACUACUUCCACUUACUGGACUAUACUUUUCCACAAUCAGGAAUGCAUAACUUGAUUGAUCAGAAAACACAUAAGACAUUGAUGACGUAUUAUCCGAAGUUGAAGAUGAUGGCUUCCAUCAAUUCGCGUGCAGUCGAGUUCUUCUCAUCAUUUCUUAUGAGGUACAAUGAGAACCAGUGUCCGGAGAUGUUGGACGAGCUAGUACACUGUCUGGCCCUCUGUCUCCGAUCGAACUCCAAGUGCUACGAGAUGUGGUUCCAGAUGCUGCCCAACUACUCAGAACAGACGAGACACUUCCUCGUGGAUCUCAUGGCCAGGUGGGAGGAGGUGCCGGAAGUACCGAGAAAGGAGCUGAACAAGUUCAUCGACAGGGUACAGAAAUACUUGGACAAGAACCCUACUGAUGACGGAUUGGCGGAUACUCUAAAACAGUUCAAAGAGCAACUUUAUGGCAAACCACGCAAAAGAGUAACUUUCGGAUCCAAGUCGAAAGAAGCUUCGGGUAAAUCAUCUGGACGAGGACUCUUCUUCAAACUGUUCUGGCUCCUCGUUCUAAUCACACUUUGUGCCUUCGUAGAAUAUAAAAUAAGAGGCCGUGACUCGGUUGCAAAAAAUGCUUUUGAAGCCAGUGCAAAUAACAUGCGCCAACUACACGACUGGAUGAUCAAAAGUUACCCAAGUGAGGCCAAAUAUGUGAAAGAUUCGGCCAAUCGAGUCAUCGCCAAAGUGAAACCCCAGAUUUUCAAUGCGUAUAACGUCGCUUACAAUUACAUAGCUAAGGGUCUCGACUGGCUGUACAAAGAUGGACCCCUGAGGAUGUUCAGAUACGCGGAGAGAGAUAUCUUGCCGGCUGUCAAUAAGUUCUACAAGCGAAACAUGGAAAAACGAGUGGCCACUUUGUCAAGGAAUAUAGGAGAGGCUCUUGAUUCAGUCAUGAGUUACAUCAAUCUGGAAUUGCUUAGACCCUAUUUGAAAUGAAGCUACCAAGCGAGCCUUUCCUCAUUAUAACACCUGGGGAAAAUGAUAGCUUUGGACAUAAUGUCUUCAUAAUCAGAAAUAAAAGAUGGAUGCUCAGUAGAUUCGAAUUAGAAGAACCAAGCAUACUUUUUGUAAAAUGUACAGGUGUUGUGCUACAUUUUAAUAUGGUGGCAGUUAAUAUUUUGAUUAAUAGUAUUCUUGGAUCAAGUGAAAUUACCAAUUUAAUAUUGAAGAGGCUGACAAUCUGAAUUGUCCAGCUCAAAUGACUUAUUGUAUUUUCGGUGUGCAUUGAAAGUGACCUAGCAAAUUCUUAUUUUCUUUCCGCAAAUGAAUUAAUGCUUUGUAACUGGUUGGGUCGUUUUCUGAACGUAUGUUUUCUGCGUCUCUUGAUGUUAUUACUUCGAUAUUUUUUCUUCUCAGGGCGGGGAUUGAAAAUCCCUUGCUAAACUACGCCAUCGGUUAUAAAUUAUAGCUUCAACUAUGUAUUUCAAAUAUAUAUUUUGUCUCAUUGUGGAAUUAUAUUGACAUUGAGUGCGCAUUAAUUUAAAUUUUGAGAAGAAAGCUUAUUUUCAACCAUCAAACGUAAUUUCGGGAAAGACUCGUUGCUGUU